This is a messenger RNA of Hemibagrus wyckioides, 4606 nucleotides long. RefSeq names its product zinc finger protein 770 (gene znf770). The transcript has 2 exons. The record is from RefSeq and is a predicted model, not a curated record. The coding region runs from base 474 to 3719 and encodes 1081 amino acids. NCBI's taxonomy places the organism in Eukaryota, Metazoa, Chordata, Actinopteri, Siluriformes, Bagridae.
GUUUAUCACCGAAAUCACACAAAAUUCUACGAUUUAUCAAAUAUUUCUUUUUUACACACUUUCUCUAAACUCUAGACGCGCUUUCUGUUCGCAGUUUGGGGUUUUUAGUGAAACCGUUUACAUUUAUUGCUGUGAUUAAACUCGCGGAAAUGUAACUAGAUGAAUGGAGUCAGAGGGCGUUUUGUUGUUGUCUCGUGAUGAGAACAGAAUCCAGACUAUAACACUUCUACAAUGGAAUCACCGAGACAGAACCGUUUGACCCUGUGACCCGGACACCGUGACCCGGACACCGUGACCCGGACACCGUGACCCGGACACCGUGACCCGGACACCGUGACCCGGACACCGUGAGCCGGACACUGUGACCUGGACACUGUGACCCGGACACUGUGACCCGGACACUGUGACCCGGACACUGUGACCCGGACACCGUGAGCCGGACACUGUGACCUGGACACUGUGACCCGGACACCAUGACCCACCAGUGUACAGUUUGCCUGAAACACUUUGAUUUUGUUUCCAAGCUCCGGCGUCACCAGCUCACACACUCGGGUCAGAGACCUUUCACCUGUUACAUUUGCCUGAAAUCGUUCCUGCAGUCGGCUCAUUUGAAAGGACAUCUGAAAAGUCAUUCGAAGUUGAGGAAGGUUUCGCUCAUCGUAUCGCGAACGAUUCAUUCUCAGAUAUCCUUCACCGGAACGGAGGGAGGUUACGGCCGACAUGCUGGAGCCGAGCUUGGUGAUGAAAGUCUGUGGUACGGUUCUCUUCAGACAAGCAAUGAGAGUGGAUUCGGAAAGCAGAAUCAUGGCUUGAACGAGCAGAACCACGGGAAGCUCCAGAUAAGUGAUAAUGGACAGAUGUGUGAGUUUGUACAGGGGAGUUAUGAUGGAUAUGGAGACAUGCCUCAUGAAGAAAGCUUCCAAAAUGGUCAGUAUUCAGAGUGUCCUACAAUCCUGCCUAAUUCAGCAACCACAGGGUCCUGUGUGGAACAACAAGAACAUCUGGGAGCAAUUUACGUCACAGAAGACACACAAAAACCGGGUUCUUGUAUAGAGGAACAAACGGCUCAGGUGUCCGCUCGGCACCAGUGUUCAGUGUGUCUGAAAUGUUUUUCUGCACCAUCCAAACUUAAGCGUCACGUUUUAAUCCACGGCAGUCUUAGGCCUUUUUGCUGUGAGUUCUGUCCUAAAGCUUUCCGACAGCUCACUCACUUAAAAGUGCAUCUAUCCACUCAUUUUUCACAGAGACUAAAACAAGCGAAAGAAGUUAUUCCUGUUAACGCUGGCUCUCAGAAUCCACAGACUCAUCCACUGGACACCGCGAACACACCCGAGUAUCGCUCGAAACCUUCAAAGAGACUGUGGACAGAAGAAGCCGGAGAGCUUGGGAAGGAGCUGAACGGAUCGGAGAACGUUCACACAGAACCGUUUCCUGAACAUGUGAAAAGAGUAAAGGGUUUAAACACUGCUGCUGCUGAGGAUCGGACUAGAAGUAAAAUAAUGCACGAAUGCCCAGUGUGCCGAAAGUGUUUCAGUGCCCCGUCAAAGCUGAGAAGACAUUGUCUCAUUCACACGGGUCAGAGACCCUUUCAGUGUUCCUUGUGCUCCCGGGCAUUUAGGCAACUUUCCCACCUCAAGGCGCACCACAGCGUUCACACUGCCCCCAGAAAGACUUUAACAUCCUCGCUCCAGCCUCAGCCUGGUACCAGUCGAACAUCCAAGGCUAGGCUAAAGCGUUUUGUACACAUCAGCCUUGCUAGGAAGUUGAAAGCUGUGAAACAGAAGCUGAAAAUAUCUUCUGCACUUUCCAGUCUAUCACCUGCUGCAAAAGUUAUGAACAAUGAGAAUAUUUCAGAAGCUGAUGUCAUCAGAUCCUCUCCAGACCAAGAGAUCAGCCGUAGACAAGAUUACUCCUGUUCUGUUUGUUCAAAACACUUCAGCGCUCCUUCCAAACUUCGACGCCACCUCCUGAUUCACACAGGACAACGACCUUUCAGAUGCUCGCUGUGCUUUAGAGGCUUCAGACAGAAAUCCCACUUGCAGGUUCAUAAGUGUAAAGGAGAAAGCAGAGACACGCUUCAGUCUAGCAUAAGUGAGGUCCAUCUGAGAGACCCUGCGAGAUCCAGAUCUGCUGUGAGCAUCAGACAGGGGGAUGAGGUUGGAAAGGAGAAUUUCAUAUCCAGCUGUGGAAUAGGAGACAGGUAUGAUUGCUCACCUAGUGCUGGACAUGCAUCCGAUUCUGUCCCAGAGGACAGUAAAGAUCUCGCAUCACUUCCUUACGAAGCCAUAUCCAGGCCUCUGGAUGAAGCAAAUCAGGCUAAAGAUUCUGGAUACCAGUGCACAAUAUGCUUCAAAAUAUUUGACUUUCCUUCCAAACUCUCUAGGCAUCUCCUCAUCCACAUGAACGUCAAGCCGUUCAAGUGUAGCAUCUGCAGCAAGUCCUUCAGGCAGCUCUGCCACCUACAGAGUCACUCCAAGGUUCAUAUGGGUGGAAAGAGCUUGAUCUGCCAAGGAACUUACAAGAGCGAGAUGGAAACCUUCAUCCCUGAGACAUCUGAGACAUUCAGUGAAACAAAUAACUGUUCAAAAGAAUCUGAAAAACUUCCAGCGGCAGAGAGACCAGAUCUUUCCUGUGACCAUCAGAAUAUGAAUCCAGCUAAUACUUCUUCACUCUCCUGUUCCAUGAACAUAGAGGAAUUCACACCAAGCACCGUGAGCACCAGCUCGCUGCUUGAAGUCCACAAAGGUGAAGAGUCUUCCAGCCAGAUGAAGAGGAAUGCAAACCAGUGCAUCUUCUGUCUGAAGACUUUUGAUUUUCCAUCAAAGCUUUCCAGACAUUUGCUGGUCCACACCGGAAUCAGACCCUACAAAUGCCAUGUCUGCUACAAGUCCUUCAAGCAGCUCAGCCAUCUUCAGUGUCACCAGUGGGUCCACAAUAGAAAAGAUAAGAGUGAGCUCGAAGCUAGUAUUAGUUUCAUCUCCUCUGAUGGGACCAGUCUGACUGAUGAUCUAGACCUUCAUCAGGAGAGUUCUGAAAGUUUAGCCAUGAUAAAUCAAGGUCAUGAUGGAUAUACUGUGCAGGUCCACCAACAGAAAUGGAUUUCUGAAGACAACAACUGCUGUUCUUCUGAUUCAGGUCAAGGUGAGAGCAAGGUCAAGUCUGAGACUAAUCUUCUGGUGGAUAAAUCACAUAAUUCAGAUCCGUUUGACUCUGAUAGUACUUCAAGUGCAGUAUUUUACAAAUGUCUGGAUCAACAGACUGAAAAAUUGGAGAAUAAGGAUUAUAAACACUGCUUGAACAUAACAGGUGAAGUUUUCCCAUCUGCUGCUGAUAGAACAACCAGGAUUCCAGUUUGGAAUAGUAUGGAUCAACAAGAAAGCUUUGAAACUAGAGAUCCUGCUCCACUUGCCCACAAGAUUGAGAGGACAAAUCAGCACCUGGUAGAACCUCCAAAUGACCUUCCUAUUUGUCCUUCCUGCAGCCAGUGCUUCGAUUCAUUGCAGAAACUGAACACUCACAAUUGUCCAGUCCACUGUGCUAAGCAGAGACUCUCAAAGUCCUACCAGUGUGCAGUUUGCUUCAAAAGCUUCGAAGCACCUUCUAAGCUUAAGAGACACUAUGUGAUACACACAGGACAGAGACCAUAUCGCUGUAACAUGUGUGAGAAAGACUUCACCCAAUCAAGUCAUCUCAAAACACACAUGAUGUCCCACAGGUAGCAUCUCCAUGGUGUUCCAGCUCAAAGCAUAAAAUACAGUUCAAAAGAAACGUGUGUGUAUGUGUUACCGUCUGAGGGAAGUUCUCCCAGGCUCUCUCUGGGGUUUCUGUGGCUGUUGUGUGGAUCGGAUAAGCCAAAUUGCCUCUAGGUCUGAAGGAGUGUGUGAUGAUGGGUCCACCUCACAACCACUGGGAACGGCAUCAGAUCCACAAGCUCCUGGACCAAAAUAUGGAAAAGGUACACAAAUGUUUAGUGAAUGUUGAGUCCAGUUCUAUUCAGUCAUUUCUAAAAUUGGUGUUUUUAUUAAAGACAAAGAUAAAAAUGUUUAAUUUGAAAUUAAUUCAAGUUAUUUUUUUGAAUUGUUGUAAUACUACAAAAAUUUAAAUUUCCAUCUUGACAUAAUUUCAUUAACAAUUUUUAAUUGAUGAUAUGUUAAAUGGAUAAAGAGGGAUUUUUUUUGUUGCUGCUGGCAGUGACAGUUCACCGAGUUCCAGCUGCUGUUGUGCUGGAAACAUCUGUAUUUACUUUACACCAGAUCCUGAUUGGGUCAGAUCCUACCUGUUGAUUAUUAACACUUUAGUCUUUUAUGAAAAAUACAGUUAGACAAAGUGAUGGAAUGAAACAUCAUCUGACACAGCUUUACACCUGACCAUUGAUAUUUUAACCUGUUUAUGGUUUUUAAUGUAAAUUAUCUCUUAAUUUAUUCUUAUCUUCACAGUUUCACAAUUCGCUUUAAUGUUAUGAUACUGGAACUGUAAAUGAGACUGUUUUAAUAUGUUAUGUUGAUAACUGAUAAAAUACUUUCUGAAUGUUGAUAUUAAUGAUUACUUUCUAUUUAUAUUUCACUAAUGACAAAAUUAAAAUAGCUUUAAAAUAAAUAACAAAAUC